Egretta garzetta (little egret) is the source of this 994-nucleotide messenger RNA. RefSeq names its product BCL2 like 14 (gene BCL2L14). The coding region runs from base 1 to 963 and encodes 320 amino acids. Lineage: Eukaryota; Metazoa; Chordata; Aves; Pelecaniformes; Ardeidae. Gene Ontology annotation, biological process: regulation of apoptotic process. The record is from RefSeq and is a predicted model, not a curated record. The transcript is spliced from 5 exons.
AUGUCUUCGCCAAAUGAUGUCAGUAUGGAAGAAAUAAUGCUGGAAGAUGAUGAGCGAGACAGCAUAGAAUACAAGAUCCUAAUGGCCUAUGCCCAGCGGCGGUUGUCUGUCAGUAAAUACGGGAAACUUCUGAAAAACAAGGCUAAUGAGCAGAAAUCAUCAUCCUUAAUUGGGAGAAAAGUAAAGACUGAGCAUCAAAGGAAUAAAGCUGGACCAAGCUGGAGAAUAGUUUCAGAGGGUCCCGUGAUGAAACAGGGGGACAAAAAGCAACUGAAAAGGGCAUUUUUGCCAGGAUAUUGUCUACCUUUGGUCUGCAGCAGAGCAGAGCUGGAAGAGCCCCCAGAGCUGUCAUUGCACCAAGAUCACAUGGCACAAUCUGCGAGCCCUCAAGAAGGGAGUUCUCAGCAUCAGACAAGUGAAACAGCAGAUGUCAACCACAUUGCAGACAAACUUGCCAAGCUUGUUACUUCCAAAUCCCAGGAAUCUCCUUCAGAUGCGUCAUUCCAGAUAAUGUGUCGUGCCUCGUGCCAGGAACAAGAUGACAGUGAUCCUACUGAUGGAACUGAGGGCAAAGAACAUGAUGAAGAAAAGAUAAUACAAACAAUAGUUUCACUGUUAAGACAAUCAGGAGACCAACUAGAAAAAAAGAUCAAAAAGGACAGGAUUUUGUAUCAGGAUUUUAAAGACAUGCUGUCCUACACCUUCUUCAAGAGGAUCACUGAUUUGGUCCUGGAGGAUGUCUCAGCAGAUUCAACAAACAAGCCAAGAGACCAAGUACAAUGCACGAAAGUUGCCUUUACAAUGGAAGUUGCCACCAGACUUACUGCUGUGGACACCCAUCCUAUGAACCUGGUCUUGGGCUUUGGGUUAAAGUACCUCAGAGAACACUUCAAGCCAUGGAUUCAGGACCAGGGUGGCUGGGAAAAGGCUUUGGCUUCACUGGAUCAGGAAGAAGUAGAGUAAUCAUGACCGAAUUCAUUCUUCAGGGUGCAGG